This is a messenger RNA of Aspergillus sclerotioniger CBS 115572, 845 nucleotides long. Its product is annotated as kinase-like protein. Gene Ontology annotation, cellular component: cytoplasm. Gene Ontology annotation, molecular function: protein serine/threonine kinase activity; ATP binding. The record is from RefSeq and is a predicted model, not a curated record. Bases 138 to 845 code for a protein of 235 amino acids. Gene Ontology annotation, biological process: protein phosphorylation. The transcript has a single exon. Lineage: Eukaryota; Fungi; Ascomycota; Eurotiomycetes; Eurotiales; Aspergillaceae.
GCACCACCAUCACAAAACCACAACCAUAUAUAGGCAACUCGUGGCCACAAAUCCAAGAUAUUUCUCAUCUUAUCAACUGCAACCCAGCGAGUUGCAGCCAAACCCUCAAUUUACCACCCCCACCCCCACUCUCACCAAUGGCCGGCAUUCCGUUCCCACCAGGGAUCACCAACAACGACAUCAAAGGCUUCGGCUCAAGUGCCCUAGCAGCACUAGACCCAACCACCAACCUCAUCAUAAAGUUUCCCUUCGUUACCACGGAAAGCACCAAAUGCGACCACGAAAGAGAAAUUUAUGAACGUUUAGAGCGUUCCUCCCAUCCACGCCCCCCAUCCAUCCUAAACUUCCACGGCACCACCCCCCACGGCAUCCUCCUCGAAUACGCGCCCCACCGCACCCUCCGCCACUACCUCCGCGACCUGGACACUCCAGCCCCCAUAUCCAUGAUCCUCCGCUGGGCGGACCAAGCAGCCGAAGGACUUCAAUUCCUGCACGAAAACGGGAUCUGUCAUGGUGAUGUUGAUUGUUCGAAGUUUUUUGUAACUGAGGAUCUGAAUGUGAAGGUUGGGGGGUUUACGCGGUCGACGGAAGCUACGUCCGACGGGCUGAAGAAGGAUAUAGUUGAUUUUGGAUCUGCGGUUUAUUAUAUGGUGACGGGGUAUAUGCCGUAUCAGGGUCUGGGUGGGGAGGAAAGAGAGGAGAUGUUUAGGAAGCACGAGUUUCCGGAUUUGAUGGAUGUGGAAUUGAAGGCGGUGAUUUUUCCGUGUUGGGCGGGGAGUUAUGAGGGGUUUGGGGGGGUGGUGGGGGAUGUUAGGGGGUAUGGCAGGUUUUUGGGGGUGGUUUAG